Molecule: messenger RNA, 678 nt
Organism: Prunus armeniaca (apricot)
Lineage: Eukaryota; Viridiplantae; Streptophyta; Magnoliopsida; Rosales; Rosaceae
Source: the annotation of a GenBank genome assembly
AUGGAAGGUGUGAAGCUAAUUGCCACAACUCAAAGCCUGUUCUGCACAAGGAUUGAGUGGGCUCUAAAGCUCAAGGGUGUGGAAUAUGAGUACAUAGAAGAAGACUUGAGAAACAAGAGUCCCAUCCUUCUCAAGUACAACCCUGUCCACAAGAAGGUGCCUGUGCUUGUCCACGACGACAGAGCCAUCGCCGAGUCGCUUGUGAUCCUUGAGUACAUUGAUGAGACAUGGAAGGAGCACCCCUUGCUACCUCAAGACUCAUAUGACAGAGCCAUAGCUCGCUUUUGGGCUAAAUUUGCUGAUGAGAAGGUUGUGUUUGGAGCAUGGAGAGCUUGCACGGCAGCGGAAGGCGAAGAGAAGGAGACGGCAAUAGAGUCUGCACUAGAAUCACUAGCAUAUCUUGAGAAGCAGAUUGAAGGGAAGAAGUUUUUUGGUGGAGAAGAAAUAGGGUAUCUAGAUUUAGCAUUGGGAUGGAUACCUCACUGGCUGAAUACUAUGGAAGAAGCUGGAGGCAUAAAGCUACUUGAAGCAGAGAGGUUCCCAUCUCUGCAUGAAUGGGGUCACAACUUCAUCCAAAUUCCACUCAUCAAAGAAUGCCUUCCACCCAGAGAAAAGCUUGUCAACUAUUUGAACGCUAGCCUCACUUACUUGCGUUCAUUAUCAGCCAACAAACCCUGA